This is a messenger RNA of Ochotona curzoniae (black-lipped pika), 2755 nucleotides long. It is a transcript of the gene OLFML2B, whose product is annotated as olfactomedin like 2B. The transcript is spliced from 9 exons. NCBI's taxonomy places the organism in Eukaryota, Metazoa, Chordata, Mammalia, Lagomorpha, Ochotonidae. The record is from RefSeq and is a predicted model, not a curated record. Gene Ontology annotation, biological process: signal transduction. Bases 1 to 2259 code for a protein of 752 amino acids.
AUGGCCAAGGCUGGGCUGCUCCUUCUCAGUUUCGCUCUGCUCGUGGCUCGGGGUUGGGGGUCCACCACUCCUCCCGCAGGGACAAGCGAGCCCCCAGAUGUGCAGACAGUGGCUCCCACGGAGGAUGAGACUCUGCAGAACGAGGCGGACAACCAGGAGAACGUUUUGUCCCAGUUGCUGGGGGACUAUGACAAGGUCAAGGCUGUGUCCGAGGGCUCCAACUGUCAGUGCAAGUGCGUGGUGAGACCGCUGGGUCGGGAUGCCUGUCAGAGGAUCAACGCAGGGGCCUCCAGGAGGGAAGACUUCUACACGGUGGAAACCAUCACCUCGGGCCCAUCCUGCAAAUGUGCUUGUGUCGCGCCCCCUUCUGCCCUCAAUCCCUGUGAGGGCGACUUCCGGCUCCAGAAGCUGCGGGAGGCGGACAGCCGGGACUUGAAGGUCUCUACAAUCAUAGACAUGCUGGAAGGUGCUUUGUAUGGCCUGGAUCUACUGAAGCUACAUUCAGUGACCACCAAACUGGUGGGGCGAGUGGAUAAACUGGAGGAGGAAGUUUCUAAAAACCUCACCAAGGAGAAUGAGCAAAUCAAAGAGGAUGUGGAAGAAAUUCGAACUGAGAUGAAUAAGCGAGGCAAGAACUGCUCCAGUGCCAUUCGAGAGGGCAUGCCAGACAUCCGCUCAGCCCUGCAGAGGGAUGCAGCCGCGGCCUACGCCAACCCAGAGGAACAGUAUGAAGAGCGUUUCCUCCGGGAAGAAACCGUGUCCCAGCAGAUCAGUUCCAUCCAGCUCCUGCAGACGAACCCUCUGGCCCCGCCUGAAGUGGUGACACCACAGCGGCCUUCGCACCGGCAGGUGCACCUGAGGGGCCAUCCAGCCUCCAAGCCCACCGUCAUCCGGGGCAUCACCUACUACAAAGCCAAGGUCCCUGAUGAAGAAAAUGACAUCGAAGAGCCACAUGAUGAGCUGUUCAGUGGUGAAAAUGGAGUGGAUUUGCUGAUUGAAGAUCAGCUCCUGAGACACAAAGACCUGCCCACUAGUGCCACGCGGAAGCCCACAGCCACCUCUCAGGGAACCACCAGGACCACUGACCCAAGUACCCGGGCCAUGCCCUCCUCCCCAGCGCAGCCCCCUGCCUCCCCCUCACCUGCCAGCUUCCCCAGCCCUGCUCUCCCUGCCUCUGCUCAACAGCUCUCUGCAACAUUCCACACCUCCUCUGUGGUCCUUCCAGACCCUCUCCAGGAGACGGGCCUUCAGCCUUCCACGCAGGAACCAGCCACCACCGUGGCCCAUGCGGCCACUGCACCACCCGUGGCUCCAGCUUUGCCAGCAUUGGCUCCUGAGGAUGCUCCAGAGGAAGCCACAUUUACAGCAACGGCUCCUCCCACCACCGUCAGGACAGACUUGCCAGGCAAAGCCCGUGGGACCGUGCCUGACAGCCCCACCCUGAGUCCUGAAGAAGAAGAUGACAUCCGGAAUGUUAUAGGAAGGUGCAAGGACACGCUUUCUACAAUCACAGGGCCCACAACCCAGAACACGUAUGGGCGGAACGAGGGGGCCUGGAUGAAGGACCCCCUGGCCAAGGACGAUCGGAUUUAUGUGACCAACUAUUACUAUGGCAACACCCUGGUGGAGUUCCGGAACCUGGAGAACUUCAAACAAGGUCGCUGGAGCAACUCCUACAAGCUCCCAUACAGCUGGAUCGGCACGGGCCAUGUGGUGUACAACGGGGCCUUCUACUACAAUCGGGCCUUCACCCGCAACAUCAUCAAGUACGACCUGAAGCAGCGUUACGUGGCUGCCUGGGCCAUGCUGCAUGACGUGGCCUAUGAGGAGGCCACCCCCUGGCGGUGGCAGGGCCACUCGGAUGUGGACUUUGCCGUGGAUGAGAAUGGCCUGUGGCUCAUCUACCCAGCCCUGGACGAUGAGGGCUUCAGCCAGGAGGUCAUUGUCCUCAGCAAGCUCAACGCUGUGGACCUAAGCACGCAGAAGGAGACCACAUGGCGCACGGGGCUGCGGCGGAACUUCUACGGCAACUGCUUUGUCAUUUGCGGGGUGCUAUAUGCGGUGGACAGCUAUAACCAGCGCAACGCCAACAUCUCCUAUGCCUUUGACACCCACACCAACACGCAGAUCGUCCCCAGGCUGCUGUUUGAGAAUGAGUAUUCCUACACGACCCAGGUGGACUACAACCCCAAGGACCGUCUGCUCUACGCCUGGGACAAUGGCCACCAGGUCACCUACCACGUCAUCUUCGCCUACUGACACCAUUGUCCCUGGCACCACAACCGCAGAGGGGCCGAUUGCACCUUGGGUGUGCGUGUGUGUGUAUGUGCGUGUGUGAUAUGUCUGUGUGUGAUGGGUCUGUACUGUUUCAAAAUAUAUAUUAUUUUGUAUAAUAUUAACAAAUGUAAAAUGACACUCGGGGUCUAUUUUUUUUUUAAUGUGGGUUGUAGAUCAACCCACGCGUGUAUGUGCUGGUCUCAUCCUCCACAGGUUCUAUUUUUGUGCAGAUGAACUUCUCCUUUUGACCAGGGAUCACCUUUCUUCCGGCCCUCAAGCCCUCCGACUCCCGCAAGGUCACUGUUGGAAAGGUGUCUUCCCCUGGGGUCCUGCAGGUGGACAGCGCCAGGAGGGGGAAUGCAGGGAGCCAGAAAGGAGUACCGCAUGGCGGGGAGGGUGGGGGGAAGUUUCUCUAUUGGAGAAGUUUGAAAAGCCCAGAAAAAAAUCCUCUUUUUUUUUUUUUUAAUAAAGAAAUUUA